CUUUGCUAGUGAACAGAUUUCUUUGCUACAAGCUAGCUGCGCGCUUGACGUUUUAAAAACCCACCCCCACCAAAAGAUGCUCCUCCGACGGAUUCAAACUGUCCAACAAACAACCACAACAAGUCAGGGGGGACUUUGCCCAACUGUGUCCAAACUUCAAUAAGGAGGCGAAGCCAAAAGCGGCACUUUCGAGGGUGUUAGCAUUGUUUCAUCGUCUACUAUCGCCUCUUGCUGGGGACUACUCGUCUUUUUUCUUUCUUUUUUUAAACAUUUAUUACAUCAUUCGAGGAGUAAUUGCUGAUGAAUUCGCCGAAAAAGGACGGAGAUGAUGAUGUGCCCGUUAAAGACUCGAUAAAAUACGGCGAACUGGUCAUAUUGGGGUACAAUGGCUCUCUUCCCAGCGGCGACCGUGGACGCAGAAAGAGCCGCUUCGCCUUGUACCGACGGGCCAAGGCCAACGGCGUCAAGCCCAGUGCCGUGCACAUCCUCAACACGCCACAGGACAGCAAGGCUGUGCACAGCAGGGGGCAGCACAGCAUCUCUUUCACGCUGUCCCGCAACCAGACAGUGGUGGUGGAGUAUUGCCAUGACAACAACACUGACAUGUUCCAGAUUGGACGCUCUACAGAAAGUCCCAUUGACUUUGUGGUGACGGACACGUCCGGGGGGGCCAAGGAGGGAGAGGACCCCUCCAUCGCCCCCAGUACCAUCUCACGUUUUGCCUGCAGGGUGGUGUGUGAACGCCACCCACCGUACACAGCGCGCAUCUACGCUGCUGGCUUCGACUCCUCCAAAAACAUCUUCUUGGGGGAGAAGGCCACCAAGUGGAAGAACCCCGAUGGACACAUGGACGGCCUGACCACCAACGGCGUCCUGGUCAUGCAUCCGGAGGGUUUCCCGGAGGAUCCCAAGCAGGGUCUGUGGCGGGAGAUCUCGGUCUGCGGCGACGUCUACGCCUUGAGGGAGACUCGCUCUGGACCCAGCAGAGGCAAACUCGCGGAAGGGGAGAGCAGCGCGCUACGGGACGGCUCGCUGGUGGAUCUGUGCGGCGCCACCCUGCUGUGGCGCACUGGCGAGGGCCUCAUGCGUGCUCCCACCCUUCGCCACCUGGAGGCGCUUCGCCAGGAGUUGAACGCCUCUCGGCCUCAGUGUCCUGUCGGCCUCAGCACUCUGGCCUUCCCCAGCCUGCCCCGUAGCCACAGCCUUGAAGAACGCCAGCCUUGGGUCUACCUCACCUGCGGCCACGUCCACGGACGCCACGACUGGGGCCAGAGAUCCGAGGGUGAGGAGGAGCCCGGCGAGGGCGACGGCUCCGCCGUGCGGCGAGAGUGCCCGCUAUGCCGCAGUGUGGGCCCCUACGUGCCUCUGUGGCUGGGCUGCGAGCCGGCCGUGUACGUGGACGUAGGUGCCCCCACGUACGCUUUCGUGCCAUGCGGCCACGUCUGCUCGGAGAGGACAACCAGGUACUGGGCCGACACGCCGCUGCCUCACGGGACGCACGCCUUCAGGCCUGUGUGUCCCUUCUGCUCCUCUGCCCUCAACACACCGGGAUGGACGCGGCUCAUCUUCCAGGGCCCCAUCGACUAAAGCAACCACAACACUAUGAACAAAUGACGGAUCCUUCCCUCUCCCAUCGACAAACGCACUUCCACUUCCGUAGCGUAUGCAGCUCCUGGCCUUAUUCCUCCUUCAGGGCUUGUUGAUGGAUGCACGAUCUGGAGAUGAAACGUGACAGAGAGAUUAAUACGCCCAUUGAUUUUUCAUCUGGAUGUCAUCUUAGACCGCCUAUUUUCAUUCCAUGACAGUACAAAUACUGUGGAUCCCCGCUAUUUGCAGAUUUAUGGUAAAAACUUGAUAUUUUUGCAAGAAAACCUUCAUAUUCUUCUGAAAAUAGGCCAUUGUUUUGGGGCAGAAAACACAUUGUUGCCCUAAGUAGAUGAUCAUUUAUAAAUAAUGAUAACGGAGCAUACAGCAUAAUAAUAGUUACAAAAUAGCAACGCCUGCGUGGCUGCAGAAGCAGCCUGCAGAGCAGUGCAGCCACGUAGCACCACCAGCUACUUCAGCAGAUGUAGGUGGCCCCACAUCCUUUGCGGUUUGUAGCGCUAGCUGACGCCCAGUCUCAAGGCUAGACCGUGACCCCCAUUUCGUCCGUUCCAGCCAUCAUCUUCCAUUAUCGCUCUGAACGUAUUACAUACACUUCACAACGUAACCCUCGUGAAUAGCGGGGAUCUACCGUAUGUUGACACCUCGCCUGUCUGGCAGCCAGAUCCCAAGUCCAUCAUCAAGUAGGAGGAGUGCAAACGAGGGCUGGGGGCUCCAGAAACUCGGUAAGACCCACUUCUCACAACUCCCUGGAAUAACAGCAAUAACUCUCUCGUAUUGAUAAGCUAAGAACGUACGCUGGCUUUGAAGGCCAGCGACGGUCACCUCAAACAUGUCUGUAGCAUUUUUUUGGGUAAGGGGGGGAUCAACCAGAAGUGUGUUGAGAUGUUGACGACCCUUUGAUGGAACCAAAGCGUUAGCCGUCUGUGGUAAACGUGACUAGGAGGCGGCGGUGCGCUCACACACUCCUGGUUGCCGUGCUCGGACGCUGACAGGGUCCUACAGGUUGUGUCAACGUGUCCAAAGGUUUGACCUUGCGUAACCUCAACAGUAACCUUUGUUUUAUUGUUUUUUUUUUUUUAGCGUGUAUGAUGUAUGUGUCCAAAAAAAAGUAUUUUGUUAGGAAACGUGGAGUGAGGGUGUUCGGUGUUUAAAAAGAGUAUUUUUCUAACUGAUGUAGUUGUUGAACUCAGUGAAAGUUGUUGAGUAUGCUCCGGGGAUGUCAGGAGAGCCCGUUAGUGUGCGGAAACAAAAAAAAAACGUUGCCAACACUGUGUCCGCCACACACACGACACGACACAACACUUAGUAUGUAGACACAGUGCUCCCGUAGAACAAUGAAUGUAGCCAACCACGCCGGCUGUGUGUGUCCCAGCCUCUCCCUGGUGCUCAUAUUCAACGCUCUCUAUAUUGUCAUGCUAUUUUUAUAACUGUCGCCUGUCAAAAGAAUUAGCUCAUGGAUGGAAGAUGUGGAGUGGAUAGUCUACACGCUCACUCGUGUCUCGCUUGCAUGCACACACACACACACACACACACACAAACACACACUCUUUCUCUCCUGACCUUUUUAAUUCACAGUGUUUGAUGAUGUCUUCCCAGUCUUCGGCUGUUAAACGUGCAAAAUCUCAUGGGAAAAAAAAAAAAAGGAAAAAUCCUCAUACUUGACAGAGCCACUUUGUACUGUAAUGCUAAUAUUUACCACCAAUGCUGCUGCAGAAUUACGUUAGCACAUGUUAUUGACUGUAUGUUUGCCCAUUCCUCACUCAACAAUAUUUUAGUUACAGUGCCAUUCACACUUCUUUGAUGUCUUCAGACUCCCUCGCGGUGGAUGUUCAUUGUGUUUCUUGGAGCUCAGGAUGAGUCAUUUCUACAACGCAUGAAACAUGACAGCAUUUACAGCAUCUGCUGUGGGAGAAGCUGUAUAGCUACUGCGCAGGAUUAGGAUCUUUUCAAGAAUAAAGUCCAUAGUUUAGGAGAAAUCAAGUGGGAGCAUUAGGAGAAUAAAGUGUCAUGGAGUCCUAUGUAGAGCAUCCUUCUUAAGGAAGGAAGAGAACUUUCCUCUUGCUUGAGGCAAGCUUUUAUUUAUAAUGUGGCAGCAAAACAUUUAGAUUAGCUUGGCUAGCCCUUCUCACUUCCACCUUCCUGACCCAGAACAGUUUUUUCCCCUAAAUAUAGGACUUUAUUCUCCUAAAUGUCAGACUUUACUCUCAUAAAUCUACCACUUUAUCCUCUUAAUCUUGGAUUUUUCUUUGUUUUCAAUGUGGCCCUAAUACUCUGUGGUAUACUUGAUGGCAGCGUUAAUGUUGUAAAGGAUAAAACUUUACCACACCUGCCAAACAACAAAAUAGAACAUAUUGGCAUGUGGAUGGAAGAACUGGUGCAGCACCUCUUUUUACUUGUUUGACCUCAUUAAUUAUUAUUUUCUUACCUUUAUAGCUGUCUGUACACAAUUUCAACUCUUUAGUUUUCACAUUUUAGUGUCUUUACGAGCCACAUACAGCAUUAUCUACUUUUAAAAUAUGCUUUGUUCAGAUGUUUUUUCUUGUCGUUAUUGAGCUCAUCUGGGUAGGUCAGUGAGUCAGUCCUUACACCACCCGGCAUAGUGAAUUAUGCAUUUGAAUAACAACCUGUGUUAUUUUGUACAGCGGUUUGAUAUGAUUUUAUCAUCAUAAUCCUCUGUAACCUGAACGGUGCACAGACAAUCGCUAUACACAUGUCAAUAAACUUGUGGGAAAGUGCCCCUCUGA
This is a messenger RNA of Doryrhamphus excisus (bluestripe pipefish), 4349 nucleotides long. RefSeq names its product E3 ubiquitin-protein ligase pellino homolog 2. Gene Ontology annotation, biological process: protein polyubiquitination; regulation of Toll signaling pathway. Gene Ontology annotation, molecular function: ubiquitin protein ligase activity; protein binding. Lineage: Eukaryota; Metazoa; Chordata; Actinopteri; Syngnathiformes; Syngnathidae. The record is from RefSeq and is a predicted model, not a curated record.